Molecule: messenger RNA, 753 nt
Organism: Dicentrarchus labrax (European seabass)
Lineage: Eukaryota; Metazoa; Chordata; Actinopteri; Moronidae
Product: troponin I, fast skeletal muscle-like
Exons: 7
Coding region: 142-657 (171 amino acids)
Biological process (GO): muscle contraction
Cellular component (GO): troponin complex
Source: RefSeq, a predicted model, not a curated record
AACAGGAGCUCCAUAUCCAUAUCCGAGCCCUCCUAUAUAAAUACACCCAGGGAUGAUUUCUUCCCACUCCUGCUGGCCACUGCCGACCUCCUCCUCGACUCUCUGUCUCGUCGUAGGUUGUGAAGAAAAGAAACCGCCAACAUGUCUGACAAGAAAAUGACUUCGAGCCGCAAGCAUCAUCUGAAGAGUUUGAUGCUGCAGAUCGCGGCGACCUGGAUUGAAAAGGAGAAAAAGGAACUCGUAGUGGCCAAGCAGGCCUACAUGGCUGAGAAUUGUCCAUCACCCUCUCUGAGUGGAGACCAGGCCGCCCUCAUGGAAACUUGCAAAAAGAUGGCCGCCCUCAUCGACAAAGUGGAUGAAGAAAGGUACGACAUGGAGUCCAAAGUGGGCAAGGCUAAUAAAGAGAUUGAAGACCUGAAGAUCAAAGUGGUCGACCUGGCCGGAGUGAAGAAACCCGCUCUGAAGAGAGUGCGUAUGUCCGCCGACGCCAUGCUGAAGGCUCUGCUGGGCUCCAAACAUACCGUCAACAUGGACCUGAGGGCCAACCUGAAGCAGGUCAAGAAGGAGGUGAAAGAGGAGGCUGGGGAGGCGGUCGGUGACUGGCGUAAGAACAUUGAGGACAAAACUGACAGGAAGAAGAUGUUCGAGGCUUCUUAAAGAACUUAACUCCUGUAGUUGCUUUGGGCCGUUAGCACUUUUUAUGGAAUUUAUGGAAUUUUUCAUUGAAUUGUUUCAUUAAAUCUGUCAGUUUCA